Messenger RNA from Sinocyclocheilus grahami, 1575 nucleotides. Its product is annotated as tripartite motif-containing protein 16-like. The transcript has 6 exons. The record is from RefSeq and is a predicted model, not a curated record. Gene Ontology annotation, molecular function: protein binding; zinc ion binding. NCBI's taxonomy places the organism in Eukaryota, Metazoa, Chordata, Actinopteri, Cypriniformes, Cyprinidae. The annotation marks the transcript as partial.
AUGGCAAGAUCCAGAGUUUUUCAGGAUGAGUUCAUGUGUGCAGUAUGUCAGCAUCUCCUGAAGGAUCCAGUGACCAUUCCCUGUGGACACAGUUACUGUGAGAGCUGUAUUACAGGCUGCUGGGAUCAGGAGGAUCAGAUGAGAGUCUACAGCUGCCCUCAGUGCAGACAGACCUUCAGUUCAAGACCUGCUUUAGCUACAAACACCAUGCCGGCUGAACUGGUGGAGAAACUGAAGAAGAGGAAACGUGCUGCUGACUGUGACGCUGGAGCUGGAGAUGUGCAGUGUGAUGUCUGUACUGGAAAAAAAUACAAAGCCGUCAAGUCCUGUCUGAUGUGUCUGAACUCUUACUGUCAGAAUCACCUUGAGCAACAUGAGAAUUGGUUUAAAGGCAAGAGACACAGUUUGACUGAUGCCACUGGACGACUGCAGGAGAUGAUCUGCCAGAAACAUGAGAAGCUUCUUGAGGUUUUCUGUCGCACUGACCAGAAAUGUAUAUGUGUGUUAUGUAUGGAUGAACAUAAAAACCACGACACUGUAUCAGCUGCAGCACAGAAGACAGAGAAACAGAAGCAGCUGAAGGAGACGCAGAAGACGUUCCAGCAGAGAAUCCAGCAGAGAGAGAAAGAUCUUCAGCAGCUGAGAGAGGCUGUGGAGUCUCAGAAGCGCUCUGCACAGACAGCAGUGGAGGAAAGUGAGAGGAUCUUAACUAAACUGAUACGGCUAAUCAGAGAUCAGCAAAAUGUUGCAGUGAGUCGAGCUGAAGGACGACUGGAGCGACUGGAGCAGGAGAUCAAUGAUCUGAGGAGGAGAGACGCUGAGCUGGAGCAGCUGGAGCACACACAGGAUCACAUCCAGUUCCUGCAGAGUUUCCAGUCUCUCUCAGCACCUCCUGAAUCUACAGACGUAAAUGACGAUCUCUUCAGUUCUCUCUUCUCUUUUGAUGCUCUGAGAGAAUCUGUCCAUCAGCUGAGAGACAAACUGGAGGAUUUCUGCAAAGAGGAGCUCAAGAAGAUAUCAGACAGAGGUAAAAUCCUGGAGAUUCAUCUGCUCUCAGAAACCAGUCCAUCAUCCAGGAACGACUUCCUACGAUAUUCCCAUCAGCUCACUCUGGAUCUGAACACAGCACAUAGAUACCUCCGUCUGUCUGAGAACAACAGAGUGAUUGCUGUCUCUUCCAGAGAUCAGUCGUAUCCUGAUCAUCCAGACAGAUUUGAUGUGUAUCGUCAGGUGUUGUGUAGAGAGAGUGUGUGUGGAUGCUAUUACUGGGAGCUGGAGUGGAGUGGAAAUAAUGGUGUGCGUAUAUCAGUGUCAUAUAAGAGCAUCAGCAGGAUGGGAUCAGGUGUCGAGUGUAGGUUUGGAUAUAAUGAUCAGUCCUGGAGUUUGCACUGCUCUCCCUCCAGUUACUCAUUCAGGCACAAUAACAUAGAGACUGUUCUCCCUGUGACACCCAUCUGCAGUAGAAUAGGAGUGUUUGUGGAUCACAGUGCAGGAACCCUGUCCUUCUACAGCGUCUCUGACACAAUGAGCCUCAUCCACACAGUCCAGACCACAUUCACUCAGCCGCUCUAUCCU